Girardinichthys multiradiatus is the source of this 5430-nucleotide messenger RNA. It is a transcript of the gene nr2f5, whose product is annotated as nuclear receptor subfamily 2, group F, member 5. Lineage: Eukaryota; Metazoa; Chordata; Actinopteri; Cyprinodontiformes; Goodeidae. Gene Ontology annotation, biological process: cell differentiation; anatomical structure development; regulation of transcription by RNA polymerase II. Gene Ontology annotation, molecular function: RNA polymerase II cis-regulatory region sequence-specific DNA binding; zinc ion binding; nuclear receptor activity. The record is from RefSeq and is a predicted model, not a curated record. The transcript has 4 exons. Bases 818 to 2032 code for a protein of 404 amino acids.
GGGGAGGUCUCCUGCCCCUGACACUGUCCCCGAACUGCAGCUUUGACUCUGGAAGACAGGACACCCAGUCUGAGGGCGAACCGUGCUGGUGUUUGGAUCUUUUCUUUGAUUUAAUUCUCCUUCAUGGACCAGCAUCCUGAAUGCACAGAGGAAUCUCUGUCUAUCUUGAGCUCACUCUGAAAUCGUUUUGCAACUCGCUCCGCUGCGCGCAGAAAGAAGAGGGACCAGGAAUCCCCGCUCCUCUGGACUUGCAUUCUGUGCCGCUGGGACUAAUCAAAUCCUCACUGAAAAUCAUGAACACGUGGUCAGAAUUUGUUUAAAUUUGCGGUUAAAGAAUCGAUAGAACCCAAACAGAAUCGAGGUGAAGGUUGUGCAUUUGCCUUGUGUUUGUGCAGUUUUUUCCAGUUCAGGAUAAUAAAAAAUAAAAAAAACUCGGUAGGAUUCCUGACAGUAUUUCCGUCUGACAGCCAACCUGCUCAAUUGUUGGACUGACUUUCCCGAGAGGUUCCACUUUGAAGAACAACGUGUUUAUGGAUCACUGCGCAGAGAAAAACUCCGGGAGUUGUAGGCUCUGCAGUUCUACAUCGACCAUGUUGAUUCCGCGCUGUUGCUUUGCCCUAUAAUAGAUGUUUACAUAAAAUAUUAAGUCAUAUUUUAAAAUUUACUUGGUUUAGCUCAGUCCAGCUCACACUGACCUCUAAGGAAAGUGGGAAGCGCCUUUUCACCCUUCCUCCUUAUUCCUCUAAGACGUCAGGACGGAUCUCUGUCGCGCACUCCGACUUUUUUGUGAUUUAAAGGCAAAGUGUUUGGAGAUAGCAUGGCAAUGGUAGUAAACCAGUGGCCAGAGAACAUUUCUGCAGAUCCGGGCUCCCAGCUCCAGAUGUGCGGCCAGGAGCCCGGCGGGGGCCCGGGGACCCCCAACGGUUCCACCCCAGGGAACGACGCGCUUUCCGGUGACAAACUUCCCAACGUGGACUGCAUGGUGUGCGGGGACAAGUCCAGCGGGAAGCAUUACGGCCAGUUCACCUGCGAGGGCUGCAAGAGCUUCUUUAAGCGCUCGGUGAGGCGAAACCUGACCUACACCUGCCGGGGGAACCGAGACUGUCCCAUCGACCAGCACCACCGGAACCAGUGCCAGUACUGCCGGCUGAAGAAGUGUCUCAAAGUCGGCAUGAGGAGAGAGGCUGUACAGAGAGGACGGACAUCAAACUCCCAGAGCAGCCCUGGACAGUACCUAACCAAUGGCACCGACCCGUACAACAGCCAGCCUUACCUGUCGGGCUUCAUCUCCCUGCUGCUGCGCGCCGAGCCCUACCCCACAUCCCGUUAUGGGGCCCAAUGCAUGCAGGGAAACAACUUGAUGGGCAUUGAGAACAUCUGUGAGCUGGCGGCUCGGCUGCUGUUCAGUGCUGUGGAGUGGGCCAAGAACAUCCCCUUCUUCCCUGACCUGCAGCUCAUGGAUCAGGUAGCGCUGUUGCGCAUGUCAUGGAGUGAGCUCUUUGUCCUGAACGCUGCCCAGUGCUCCAUGCCGCUCCAUGUGGCACCUCUGCUGGCAGCAGCCGGCCUGCACGCCUCGCCCAUGUCCGCUGAGCGCGUCGUGGCCUUCAUGGACCACAUCCGAGUCUUCCAGGAGCAGGUGGAGAAGCUGAAGGCCCUGCAGGUCGACACGGCCGAAUAUUCCUGCCUCAAAUCCAUUGUGCUCUUCACGUCAGAUGCCAUGGGGUUGUCAGAUGUGGCCCAUGUCGAGAGCAUCCAGGAGAAGUCCCAGUGCGCCCUGGAGGAAUAUGUGAGGAACCAGUAUCCCAGCCAGCCGAACAGAUUCGGACGCCUCCUCCUCCGCCUGCCUUCGCUGCGUAUCGUCUCCUCGCCGGUCAUUGAGCAGCUGUUUUUCGUACGCCUGGUUGGCAAGACGCCCAUCGAGACAUUGCUUCGUGACAUGCUGCUCUCGGGCUCCAGCUACAACUGGCCGUACAUGCCCGCCGUGCAGCGGGACCGGCCCCUCUCGCUUCACUACAACGAGAAUGGACCCUAAGGCUGUGCAACAAGAGUAAAGCUCCAAGAGGAACAUCUUUCUCUUCUUCCCUUCAUUGUCUGCAGUCCACUUUUCAGCUUUCCCUGGGGAAGCAUCUUCCUCACCAUUCCACCCUUGAGCCUCUUGAAAUGUUACCAUCCCAGCUACACAAGCCAGACAGUUUUUCUUCAGUGCCCAUACAGAGACUCGAUGGCCUCUCAAAGUCCCCGAACUGAUAGUGUGCAGUCUUCUUUUGAGAUGUGGCAUAAGCUGGACAAGUUGCUGCAUGGUUCACCAGCAGGUCUGUUGGACUCACUUCAGAUGUCACUCUCUUAACUGUGCAAACACUUAUCUAAUUCUUGGUGCUAUGCCAGCACUUACAGAGCAUAGCUGAAUCUGAGCAGGGACUUUGCCAUUUGAACUCUGCAGCCAAGAUCAUGAGGCCAGAGUAUAUAUUUACAAAAGUUUGAAAAGCAAACCAGAAGCCAUUAAAAGAAGACACAUGCCAAAAUGUCUUGAACUUUUGCAGAGGACAUGUUUUAUUGUGUGUUGUUUUAGCACUGUUUAUAUGGAGAGAUAACUCAUGAUUGUGUCCAUAUGUAUAGUAUAUCAUUGAUUCUUUGGCAUCUAAGGCAUCUUUGGGUUCACUGAAUUAAAAAGCUCAGGUUUUUGUGGGGUAAAGGGGGUGGGUGGGGGGGCAGACUAACAGACAUGUCAGUAUUGGGUGUUGGUUAAGCUGCUCCUUUGUCACUUUGAUAAUUUGCAGUUUUGGUCACCCAGAUUUUCAUGGAGAAGAAAGGAAACCAUCUGCCAUAGGCCUCUUCAUACAUGCCUUUAGGUCUUUUUGUGCACGCUUUGACAGUCACUGAUUCAAAGUAAUCUUUUAUAUAUUUUACCCAUAGUCUUUAUGAUAUUUAUUGGCGUUAUGUGACGCCUAUAAAUAUUUUCCAUUAAAAGGUGUUUUUUUUUUGUUUGGUUAGUUUAUAGUUUAUUUGGUUUGGUUGGACGUCAUAUCCUUUCAUAUGUUUUUCACAAAGGAAAUUUUCAAAAAAUGAUUAAAUUCUCAAAACAUUUAGGGGUAUUAUGAGAUCUUGUAACAAGAGAUCUCAUAAUAUUAAAACAGGACUAUAAUGUUUUUCAUAUUUCCAUCAUGACAUCCAAUCAACUUGCAGUCAGGAUGAGCUUAUUUGGUCAAAUAAGCUUUGAAGAAGCUCUGACCACUUAUUAGUUAUAUGUGUGAUAGGAUUCCUGGUACCUGGUUAAAAACUAUAAAUGGAGACAGAUGAAACACGACUGAUCUGUAAGUGCUGUAAUGAAAUAUUGAGAAACUAUUGUUGACAUUGGAUUCCGCAGCUUGCAGUAUAUUCACUUUUUCUUAAGUACUAAAGACUGCAUUUAAACAUCUCUAGAUCAAAAUCUCAAAUACUUAGACUGGUCAAACGUGACCCGGAUGAUUCUAUAUAUGUAUAGUAUAGUUUGAGGUUUGUAAAGCCUUUAUUCGGUUUGUGUUGGCAAAACAGAACAGGAUUAAAUAGUUUUUUGGCUUCAAACCAACUUAGUCACUGAAUUAUUUGACACUAAACUUUGACUAUAUUCUUAACACUCAAAAAAGAGCAAUUUCACUGCUAUUUAUGCUUGACCACCUUCAGUAGGUUCCUGCUUGAAAACUGCAAUUACAUAGAGAUGAUAGCAUAUUCAGUUUGAUCUCCGCCUGUCCUAGACUGCCAUGGAUUUUUGGGACAUGACAAAAAAAUGAUACACCAUGAGGAUCGCAUUUCUGAGGCAGCCACAUGUAUUGCACAUAUGCACAACUGGUACAGACUUUACUAAUCUAAUUUUGCAGCAAUCAAUAGAUUCUCAAUCAAUGGAUGAAUUAUUUCAAAAACUUUAAUCUCAUUUUACUCUAUGCAGAUUCUGUCUGCACCGAUGAUUCUUUCAUCUGGCAUGGUGAAUGCUUGGAGGGACUCUAACUGAUUUCAGCUUGACCUAUUUUUUGAUUAAUUCACCUGAUAAAUAUUUUCACACAAACUUCAAAGAAAUAUAUUUUUGCUAAUUUAAACUCAUGUUUAAUAUACGUUGAUACAUAUAUAGUAAGAUAGAAAUGAGCACGACAGGAGCUUUAAAUUUACGUAUUCUAAUUCUAAACUACCACCAGCAACAGGAAGAUAUGCAAAAGUUGCAUGAGUAAGAAGUGGCCGUGGAUAAAAAAGAGAGGACUUGGCAGCAGGAAGUGGCAAAGGAGCAAACCAGAGCCCCCAACAAUAGCACAGGAACAAAAAUACAAACCCAACAAAUUUUACACUUAUGUGCAACCCAUGCCAAAGCUCACAUUUAUAUAGUUUUUAAUAUUUUCAUGGCAGUGUUGAAAAUAAAAAAUUACUUUUUAGUUUGUUUUUGAUUUGACUGCAUUUGUUUGGAGUCUCAGGUUAAGCAAAUUCAUUUGUAAAAUAAUAAAAUAAAGAACACAAAUGAAAGCUUUGGCACUUGCAUUGUGAUCUCGUCAGACCUGACACUUAUUCACACUUGUCAAAUGUCAGCACUGGUGGAAUAUUUCUACCCUUACCCCAUUUGAUGAAAAUACAUAUUUACUUAUUCGAAAGGCUCACUAGAAUUCCCUUAAUGAUGCUGUCAAAGAAGGCAGCCACACCACUGAUCAUCUUGUUGUGUUUUUUUGUAAUGAUUGUCAGUAUUGGACCUUUUAGACUUUAGGCAGGAAGGAAAUAUCUGGAUGGCAAUUUACAGAAUUAGCUGUACUUGCCUUAGAAUAAAGAUUUGUCACUGAGCUUUUAUCUUAUGACUGUGCCAUAAUCUCUCGUUACCUGUUAUAACAGGCAUUAUGUUCUGUCAGGAGUGGAAAGAAGCUCACAUGAUGCUGAAAUGGAACGUGCAUAUUCAAAAGACAUGUAAAUGUGGAUUAUCUUAAUGCAAUAAUUAGACAUUAAAAAAAAACAGCUCAGAAUAGGAAUUGUGUGCUUUAACAUCAACAGCACUUUUAGUUUUUAGACAUCAUGCAAGUUAUUUUUCCACUUCUGGGUGAUGUUGUUGUGUAGGGAAAAAACCCUAAACUCAUGUCAUUUGAGCUUAUCAUGUGGAGUAAUGUAUCACUAACCCCUGAAACCUCAGUCUGUGUUGCAACAAUAUUCCUGUUGGACUUAGGACUGUGUUUUAAUGUAGAAAUAUUUUACUUUUUUUUUUCCUUUGUCCUCUUGUUGGAAAAACUUUGUUUAUGUCACAUUUCCAGCACGGCACCGUAGUAUUGAAGUCAAGUAUCAGUAUUGAAAACCCAUCUGGGACCUGAGAAAGUUGUGUGUUGGUAAAUAAAUUCACACAAAGUUUCUAAGAGUUUGUUUUUAGCCCUUUUGCUUUUGUUUAUAAAUAUUGAUUAUCCAUUAAUUAAAAUAAAGUUUUGUUCACACUAA